Messenger RNA from Ruditapes philippinarum (Manila clam), 3831 nucleotides. Its product is annotated as heat shock 70 kDa protein 12B-like. The record is from RefSeq and is a predicted model, not a curated record. Gene Ontology annotation, molecular function: ATP binding; ATP-dependent protein folding chaperone. The transcript is spliced from 5 exons. NCBI's taxonomy places the organism in Eukaryota, Metazoa, Mollusca, Bivalvia, Venerida, Veneridae. Bases 452 to 2194 code for a protein of 580 amino acids.
CAGAAUGGCUUUGCUCUAUACUAGUUAACCAUGUUAAUCACUGUCGGUUUCAAACGCGCUGUGUUAAUGGAAAAUAAAAGUAGGUAAUCUAGCUUGUUUAAAAAAAACACACUGUACAUUUCACUUCCUGGAGUUCUCAGAAAAAGGGUUGAAUAUUCGUUUUUUUAAAUUAUGACAGGAAUGUUUAUUUCUUAAGUAUGCUCGUAAGGGCCAUACCUAUAAUAAGUAUCAGUGUUUCUUAAAACUUCAAACUGGCGGUUUAAACGUGUAAUUUAUCAUAGGCCUAAUCAAGAUUUAUAUCUUGAAAUGUUUGUUUGUGUGCAUUAAAACUGCGCGAAUCAUUCUUGUUAUCUUACAAGUAUACUUUGAUUGGUACAAUGUGAUAAAAGUUUGUCUGACUAUAUAAAUUGCACAGGAAAGGAACCUUUAUAAAAUUUAUUUAAAGCUAUAAAUGUUCUUGUCAAAUAUGAACAGAAUCGAAAAAAGUUCUCACCUUCUGGUUGCUGCUUUCGACUUUGGGAAUACAUUCAGUGGUUACGCCUUCUCAUUUCGUGACAAACCUUUAGAGAUACAUGCAAACAAUACUUGGAACAAUGGGUCCUAUCUCUCUUUGAAAACACCUACAUGCUUAUUGCUAGAUCCUGAAGAGAAGUACCAUUCCUUUGGGUAUGAAGCAGAAAAAAAAUACACAAAGCUUGUUGAAAGGGACGAGCACCAGAGUUGGUUGUUUUUCAGACGUUUCAAAAUGUUAUUGCACAAGAAUAAGAAACUUAAUAGACGAACGACAGUGAAAGACAUUACUGGAAAGCGACGAAUGUUUGCCAUUGACAUUUUCUCAUUGUCCAUACGUUACCUGCGGGACCAUUUCUUGUCGGAGGUUCGAAAUCACUAUUUUGACAUCGAAGAGACUGAUAUACAAUAUGUCAUAACGAUUCCCGCGAUCUGGGAUGAUAACGGGAAACAAUUCAUGAGGAUGGCAGCGUUACAGGCAGAUAUUGAUAACGAGAGGUUGACACUUGCUUUAGAGCCAGAAGCUGCAUCUAUCUGUUGUCAAAAGAUAUCUGUUGAUUCAAAAGACAAAAACAACAUGUCUGGUUUGCAGUAUAUCGUGAUAGACAUUGGAGGUGGAACUGCAGAUAUAACAGCUCAUCGAAUAAAUGCCAAUGGAACGUUAACCGAGUUGUACAAGGCAAGUGGAGGUCCAUGGGGUGGAAUGUACGUGGACAACAACUUUUUGAACUUUUUAGAAGAUUUAUUUGGAGAGCAAGUUAUGAGUUGUUUCAAGGAAGAAUAUCUUGAAGACUAUUUGGAUAUGCUGCGAGAAUUCGAAACCAACAAGAGGCAGGUAACAUACGACGACUGUGAUGAACAAGAGCAAACUUAUGUUUCUUUCAAACUUCCUUCAGCUUUAAGGGAGAUUUCUGAAAAAGAAAAUGGCAAAGUAUUGGAGGAAUUGAUAAAUUCUUCAUCUUUCUCGUCGGAUAUUUUUAGUAAAAAAGAUAAAAUUAGAGUUGGAGUAGAAUUAGCGAGAAAGUGGUUUGAUGGACCUAUUAAUGAUAUCAUACAUCAUGUUGAGGAUCUACUUAAACAACCACAAGUACGUCAAGUUUCCACUUUGAUCUUGGUAGGUGGUAUGGCCGAAAGUCCAUACGUACAAGAAAAAAUUAGAUAUGCAUUUUCAUCAAAGCGUUUAAUCAUACCAACAGAUGCUGGUUUGGCCGUACUAAAGGGAGCAGUUGUUUUCGGACAUGAUCCUAUGUCUAUAUCUGUAAGAGUAAUGAGGUAUUCUUAUGGUAUAGAAAUGUUCCAACGGUUCAAACGCUCGACACACAAAUCGUCAUUUAGGGUAAAAGUGGAUGGGAAAUCAUAUGCUGAUAACGUAUUUCAUGUUUUUGUUAGAGCUGGCGACACUGUCCAAUUUGGUCAAGAAAUUACGAAGAUGGCAUCUCCAGUGAACAAAGAAUCCUCUUUGUAUCCAAUCUACCGCUCACUUAGCAGUGAUCCUAAAUAUACGACAGAACCUGACUGUGAAAUGAUUGGCAUACUGUCACUAAGACACUAUGAACAAGAUGAUUUUAAAAGCAAAAAGGUUAAAUUGACAAUGAUAUUUGGAAAUACGGAGCUUAUUGUAAAAUCUGAAGAAAUAGGUGGCGUAGUGAAAAGUUCCUCGACAUUCAAUUGUCUAAUGGAGUAAACGUUUUACUCUUUUUUGGGCCAUGGAAUCCAUAUAAUUGCAAGAAAGUGUUUUGGAUUGAAACGUGAUAAGAUAUUACAUUGCUGACUUGUUGAAGCAUAUUUAAGUUUUCUUUUUCAUUCUGUUAGUAACCGUAUUUAUACGUCGAGUAAACAUGAGAUUUACUAGCACACAUGUGUUAACAUAAUUAUACAUUGUUGGACACUGUUACAUAAGGAGUAGUCACACAUUUUGUAUUUUAAUCAUAAUAUGUUAUUGUAUCCAGACAAUUAUUCAAAACAUUUCUUAUCUAAUUUAAGAAACCUUGAGGAAUAAUGCAGGAAACGAUUUCCUCUUUUCCGAAUUUAAAUAUUUUGUGUGUGUUUGUCAUUUUUAUUGAUUACUAUUUUUCCAAAGCAAUUAUGUGUAAGAUAAACGUUUGAACUGGGUAUACAUGAUAGAUAUUUAUUCAUCUAUAAAAUUGAACAUCAUAUUAUAAAACAAUUUUUCAUUUUAUAUGUUUAUAGUUUAUUAAACAGGUAUGUACUAUAGUCAAUUUAGAAUCAAUUAUUCCGAGAGAAAGUCGGUCAAGGUAUUUUGUAAGCAUUUGACUAACCUGUCAUUGAUUGUCUAGAAGUGUAAAUGGAUACAUUAAUUUCUAGUAUUUGAUCUUCACUCACAGUUUUCAUUGUUCUGUUGGUUUCACUUUAAAGCAGUUUGCCUCCAGAUUCAUGUUAAUUAUUUAUGAAAAUUUUGAAAAUGUAUUUAAAAGUAGAAUAUUGUGAAGUUAAGACAGAAAUUAAUUUACAAGUUGUAAAGGGUACUUACACUUACAGUAACUUACCAAAAAGACAAAACAUAUGAAAAAUAGCCCUUACUGCGUUAGUCAAACACUCGAAAUUUGGAGAUGAAUACUGCAAAAUACCCUUGUUUCACUUACACAUGUGUUAUGCUAAAUAUUUCUUGAAUCUUUUUAUUUUCCUUAUUAUCUUAGAACAUUGUGUCAAGUUUGAUUUUCUUGAUUUUGGCUCAACUGUAGGCAUACAGCUGUAAGCGAUUCAUAUUUUUCAGGACAAUUGCAGUACUUGAAUCAUCUUAAAAAGUGGGUCAAAAGAUUUUCUUUGCUCUUUAUUCCAAACAGGAAUGCACAUUGGCAUUAAGACCAAGGUCCGAGGAUCGGAUCGUCUUAGAAAAAAGAUAAUGAACAUCGUUGAAUUUAUUGAUGAGUAAUGCUAGUGUAUUUAGAAUCAUAUUCCUUGGUAUAGUAUGGAAUAUUUUCAUAAGAGUAAUUACAGAUGUAUGUGUACUAUAAUCACUACAUGUCCUUAAAUAUAUUACUAGGGGUUUGUAAUUCAAUUUUUAUUCGUGAAAAGUUCGGUUCCGUAACUUGUACUGACAUACAUUGUUUACUGUCUGUUCCGUCUUUGACAAGAAAACCUCUGUCUGUUGAUCCUGGUGAAAUAUUGAACAUUAAAAAAAACCUUCGCACAGUCUUGACAUCAAGACAAUUAAUCAUUUGAUGACUUAUGUUUUCAGAUGUCUUCACAUCAAAUAAAUAUAAUUUAAUAGUCUUGUGUAAUAAGGAUUAUUUAAAGAUGAUGCUUUCCACCGUUUGACUAUCAGAUAUUUUCCCAAAUGUGCGGAGACAUAGUUUGAUU